AUGGAGAAGACAAUCAAGAUUGUGUGUAAGGGAAUUACAACCACUGUUGCAGACUUGAUGUAUAUUGUGGGAAAAGAAUUAUAUUCUCUUCUUGUGUCAGAGUUAUCAAUUCGCUUGGUUCUGAACAUCCUUUAUUUGCAAUUGUGCAGAAGCUUUGCCCUAUGCUUCGUAGAAGAGGAUUCCCAGCUACUUAGCUUCCCAACCUUCACAGUGAAUUUUGAUAAAUGUGCUGCAAUUCUUGACUCUAAGUUGCUGAGAAGUAUCAACCACGCUCUGGGGAGGUCCUUUCCUUUUCUACGUCAAUUUCCUGAGAACAGUGGAGAAGGAAUUCACUACAUGGUGGUGGAAAUUGUAACUACUCUUCUUUCUUGGACAGGCUUGGCCACUCCUAUGGGGGUUGCUAAAGAUGAAGUGUUAGCAAAUCGAUUGCUACAUUUUCUAAUGAAACAUGUCUUCCAUCAAAAAAGAGCUGUGUUUAGACACAACCUUGAAAUUAUUAAAACUCUGGUUGAAUGCUGGAAGGAGUGUCUCUCCAUCCCUUACAGGCUAAUAUAUGAAAAAUUUUCUCAUCAGGACCCUAAUUCUAAAGAUAAUUCUGUAGGAAUUCAAUUGCUAGGCAUUGUAAUAGCCAAUAACUUGCCUCCCUAUGACCCAAAGUGUGACAUAGCAAGUGUAGAAUACUUUCAAGCUUUAGUUAAUAAUAUGUCCUUCGUGAAAUAUAAAGAGGUGUAUGCAGCGGCAGCAGAAGUUCUAGGACUUACUCUUCAAUAUAUUGCUGAAAGAAAACACGUACUUGCAGAGUCAGUGUGUGAAUUGGUUGUAAAACAACUGAAACAACAUCAGAAUAUUAUGGAGGACAAAUUUAUUGUGUGCUUGAACAAAGCAGUCAAGGGCUUCCCUCCCCUUGCUGACAGGUUCUUAAAUGCUGUGUUCUUUCUACUGCCAAAAUUUCAUGGAGUAAUGAAGACACUUUGUCUAGAGAUCGUGCUUUGCCGUGCAGAGGGAAUAACAGAUCUGUACUUCCAAUUAAAGAGCAAGGACUUUAUUCAAGUCAUGAGACAUAG
This is a messenger RNA of Nannospalax galili (Upper Galilee mountains blind mole rat), 1064 nucleotides long. Its product is annotated as DNA-dependent protein kinase catalytic subunit-like. The transcript has 7 exons. The annotation marks the transcript as partial. Lineage: Eukaryota; Metazoa; Chordata; Mammalia; Rodentia; Spalacidae. The record is from RefSeq and is a predicted model, not a curated record. Gene Ontology annotation, biological process: double-strand break repair via nonhomologous end joining.